AGCCGACACCGAGCCCAGAGACAUGCGAGUCCGAGGAACAUUCCAUCUCCUGCUUGUGUGCCUGAGCCCAGCACUGCUGUCUGCUGUACGGAUCAACGGGGAUGGCCAGGAAGUCCUAUAUCUGGCAGAAGGUGACAAUGUGAGGCUGGGCUGCCCUUACAUCUUGGACCCUGAGGACUAUGGUCCCAAUGGGCUGGACAUUGAGUGGAUGCAGGUCAACUCAGACCCCUCGUCUAGAGAGAAUGUGUUCCUUAGUUAUCAGGACAAGAGGAUCAACCACGGCAACCUCCCCCAUUUGCAGCAGAGGGUCCGCUUUGCGGCUGCAGACCCCAGCCAGUAUGAUGCCUCCAUCAACCUCAUGAACCUACAGGUAUCUGACACAGCCACCUAUGAAUGUCGGGUGAAGAAGACCACCAUGGCCACCCGGAAGGUCAUUGUUACUGUCCAAGCACGCCCCGCAGUACCCAUGUGCUGGAGUGAAGGCCACAUGACGAAGGGCAACGAUGUGGUGCUCAAGUGCUUUGCCAACGGGGGCUCCCAGCCACUGUCUUACAAGUGGGCCAAGAUCAGCGGGCACAUCCACCCCUACCGAGCAGGGUCCUACCACUCUCAGCACAGCUAUCACUCUGAGCUCUCCUACCAUGAGUCCUUCCAUGGCUCCAUAAACCAAGGUCUCAGCAAUGGCGACCUCGUGUUGAAGGACAUCUCUAGUGCAGACAACGGGCUGUAUCAGUGCACAGUGGCCAAUCACGUAGGCUACAGUGUCUGCGUGGUGGAGGUGAAGGUGUCAGACUCCAAGCGUGUGGGCAUGAUCAUCGGCGCCGUGCUGGGCUCUUUGCUCAUGCUGGCCUGCCUGGCCUUGGGCAUCUGGGGGCUCGUCGUCUGCUGCUGCGGGGGCCCCGGGUCUGGCGGCACCCGCGGUGCUUUCGGCUACGGCGUCGGCGGCGGGGUCGGCGGCGGGGCCUGCGGCGGCGACUUGGCUAGCGAGAUCAGAGAGGACGCCUUGGCGCCCGGGUGCAAGGCCAGCGGGCGCGGCACCCGCGUCACCCAGCUCCUGGGGUACCCGACUCAGAACGUCAGCCGCUCCCUGCGCCGCAAGUACGCGCCCCCGCCCUGCGGCGGCCCAGAGGACGUGGCCCUAGCGCCCCGCACAGCCGCCUGCGAAGCGGGCCCCUCCCCGGUCUACGUCCAGGUCAAGAGCUCCGUGCCCGCCGAGGGCGCCGAGGGGCUGCAGCAGUGCAAAGACGGGCUUUUGGUGUGAGCGCGCCGGGCUGCGCCCCGGCCGGGUCUGGACCCGGGGCUCUCCGCCCUCAGCCGGGAACGCGUUCGGGCCUGCGCACUUCGCUCUCUCCCCCCAGGCUGGUUGGCGUCUGGGGUUCCGGAAGGGCAGCUGAGGGAUUCCCCUAGGG
Molecule: messenger RNA, 1409 nt
Organism: Octodon degus (degu)
Lineage: Eukaryota; Metazoa; Chordata; Mammalia; Rodentia; Octodontidae
Product: V-set and immunoglobulin domain-containing protein 8
Exons: 7
Coding region: 23-1261 (412 amino acids)
Cellular component (GO): intracellular anatomical structure
Source: RefSeq, a predicted model, not a curated record